This is a messenger RNA of Halichondria panicea, 2228 nucleotides long. RefSeq lists its product as uncharacterized. The record is from RefSeq and is a predicted model, not a curated record. NCBI's taxonomy places the organism in Eukaryota, Metazoa, Porifera, Demospongiae, Suberitida, Halichondriidae. The transcript is spliced from 9 exons. Bases 1 to 1968 code for a protein of 655 amino acids.
AUGUACAUAUUCUUACUUUAUCUACAGUUCAAUUCUGACCGAGGCUUCUUAGUUCCUGUAAGCCCCCUGCCAACCAGUUCGGAGUUGCUAACUGAGGAGGCGUUGUCUGAUGGUGGUGACUCUGAGGAUGACCACCCGCUGUCUUCAUUGACAAGUACCCAAAGCAUAGACGGCAGCCACCAACUUGGAGAAAAGAGAAGUCAGCAGGAGGAGGAAGUAUCGAGAAAGAGGAUGAAGCACAAAGAUACUAUGGACGAUGCGAUCUUCACCAAGAAGAUUGGAACUAUUGAUCUCCAGCUGAGAAACCUCUCAGAACCCAAAACACAACGCUGUUUAAGAACGGUUGACACUGUAUUUGUGGAGGAACUAGUGAAGAAGUUCACUAAGGAUCCCUCUGCUCCAGGUGUACCUCCGAUUGCUGUUCUGUGCAUUUCUGUUGAGAGCAUAGAUGUGUUUGACACCAACAGAGUGGACGCCUAUAAGUACGAGCUGCUUGGAGGCCAGCAUACAGCCUUGGCAAGAAGGAUAGUAGCAGCCAAGUCUCCAGACAAUACGUUGCUACAGACUGUCCUUGCUGAGGUGUAUGUUGGUCUGACAGACGAUGAAGCACUUAGGCUCGCCUCUCGCCACAACACAAAUAGUCAUUUUAUCCACAAGAUGACACAUCGGGACUAUCUUGAGGCCUGCCGAUCGAAACUGUUUUCAAUGUGCGGUAAGGCUCCUGAGGAGGAAACCCCAAAAGACUCGGUGGAAUGGAAGGAUGUGUGCAAGCGAUGCAUUUUACCUCAGGAUAUGGGCCGCUGCACAAUGGAGAAUAUCUUUAAGCAGGCAAGCUUUACUAAGGAAGUCUGGGCAUUGGCCGUAUCGGUCAUGAACUUGUACGAGGAGGGGGAGCUGAAAGACCAGACCCUCUCAACAAAAUCUCUGACUACAAAGCCCGAGUUUAAGCAGCAAAAUUUUAGCCCAAUCCAGUGCCUUCCUGAUGAGUUCAAGCUGGAAAUGUUAUCAAAGGUUUCAAGCAGUGAGCUAAGCCUUGCCGAAUUAAAGGAAGAAGCUACCAGCUACAGAUCAAGAAAGUCUCUGCAAAGGGCUUUCUGCAAGAUAACUACUUCCAGUACGUGGUGCGAGGCAAAACGUAGAUUUCCUGCCUUCACUACCCCAGAGCGUCUGAGGACAUUCCACCAGAUAUGUUUAACCAAAACAAUACCGGCGUCUUUUCGUUCAUAUUGUGAGGCAGCUCUAAAAGCAGAAAAAUCAGGCAGCACAGACAACACUGUUGUCCCCUCGGCUGAUAUAUAUAAGUUCAGGCACUGCAAGGCUUAUGUGGUCGAAGGGGAUGCAGCAAACAUGUGCUGCCAAGAUGUUAGGGAUGUCUACCCUACAUUCAUGGGCUCAAAUCUCUUCCUGGCUGACAUACCCGUGGCGUGGACAACAGAACAAAUUCAAAGCCUUGUGUACACCACAAAACAGCUGAAUACAAUACCCGAGAAAACUGUGAGCACAUUUAAUGUUGCAUUGAUUAGCACCAGUCUCUCAAAAAUUGAAGAACUGAAGAAUUGUUUGUUGAAGUGCUACGAACACGUCAGUGUGUGCUACUGGCAGACAGGGUGCACAGGUGGCUUAGAUUCCACUCAUCCACUGGGAUUUAUCCCAUCAAUUGGAUGUGUGGUAGUGGGACACUACUCACUCAGUGGAAAGCUGGAGGAGGACCACUUUAACUUCGUUGAGGAAGGGCGGUCCAAUUUCUUCCCCUGUAUUGAUCAAUCCACUGCUAAGAUUCCGAUUUGUGUGCUGACAGGCAUUAUAAAGAAGCUGUCUUUUGAAGGGAGCACUGUUAUUGAUGCCACAAGUGAAUCUGGUAACUGUGCAAUUGCCUCACUACAAGCAGGAAGAGAUGUGGUGGUACUCAAGGCAUUGGCCCAAGCAGCACUUGCAAGAAGCCAGCUUGCAGAACUGUCAACAACAUAGCUAGCUAUGGACUAGACUAUACUAUACUGUUUCAAGCGUUCCGUUAACUUCUAUGUUACUUUGUAUAUGCGGAGUAUACGACUCGAUCUUCAUCUUAUUGAAUGUUCAUCUGGUUAAGCAAGUCAAUGGGUAUCAAUAGAAAAUAAUUGGUGUUCUCUAAUCUUUGAGAAAUUAACAGGGAUAUUAAACUAAAAAAAAUGAUUAUGAACAAAAAACAUAGCAUAUUAAAAUAAAAGAGAAAAGGAACUUUUAACAGUGAA